AUGCCAUCCCUUCGCUCCAACGCCUCUCUAUUGGGUCUUCUGCUGCUCCUGAAUGCCUUCUGGACCAUCUCUCUCGUGGAAGCCAGUCCAGUGGCACUGCAACGUGACGCCAACCAGACUGAUCACGCCGUCGAUAUUGCAUCGAUCAAUGCUCGGUUCACACAGAAUGAGCACCCAGCUGAGAGAGUCAACCCUGCCGGUGACGCCUUGAACACAAUCCACUCUAUGACCAAGGCGAAGAGAGAUGGCACAGACAGCGCUGGCAGCUCUGGCACCGACGACGACAACGUCAUCAAGCCGUCUGUCAGUUACUCCUUACUCGGCAAGGUUUCUACCAUCAUCGAUCAUCUGCGGCACUGA
Aspergillus aculeatinus CBS 121060 is the source of this 360-nucleotide messenger RNA. RefSeq lists its product as uncharacterized. NCBI's taxonomy places the organism in Eukaryota, Fungi, Ascomycota, Eurotiomycetes, Eurotiales, Aspergillaceae. The coding region runs from base 1 to 360 and encodes 119 amino acids. The record is from RefSeq and is a predicted model, not a curated record. The transcript has 2 exons.